UGUAGAUUUUCUUUUGAAAAGCACAAACUAUGGCCAGUUAAACGGAGUUAAUUUAUUUCAGGUUCUAUGUGAAAUUUUGUCAAGACUAUCAAAGUACAUUCAUGUUUCUCGUCUUAUUUGAAGUUUUUGAACAAUAUGACUGAUUUGAACAAUAUGAUAAAAAAACUGAAGAAGUUUUUAGUCAUUUCUAAGGUUGAAAGUCAGGUAUUCGAAUGCUUAAUGUCUUUGGAUUUCCACCCAUCUGUCCCUUAUGUAAGUGAAAGUACACAAAAACAGAGCUCAGGUUAUUUGAGUUCAUCCAGUUAUUUUCUUUUCUCCACUAACACGUCAUCUCUUAACAACUCAAUGAUUUUAAUCUGUAAGGUAAAUCUGGAGAGAACAGGUAACCCGUGUUUACAUCAGACAGGACAUGGUCUGAUUGGUCAGGCUGCAGUGAAAUGCUUCCUGUUAUUAUCAUUUCUCACCCAACCCAUUUUCAGUCGGACUUCUUCUUUUUCAGAUCAUAACUCAGCUGUGAUUCAGAGCAGCCAUGAGUGGCACCGGCAGCACCGAACAGGAUGGAGAGGGAACCGGAGGAAGAAGUCGGAUCAGCACUUUGUGUUUUGCAGCAGCAGGUGUCGCUGUGGCUGCUCUUUACUGGAAAAAUCUUGAAGCAAAGAGAGAGAAGAAAGAAAUGGAGCUGAAGAUCAAAAGAAACCUUGUCUAUAUUCAACGGAGUCAGUGGAUCUCACUGAAAAGUGCUUUCGGCCUUUUUGAAAUGCCACUAAUGGAGAAAACAAAAUCACUAAAAAUGGAGCUCAGAGAAAGAACCGAACUACUCAGUUUAUCGCAGCUGGAUGAGUUGGAGGACAUGUUGGUGGAAAGACAACAUCUUUUCUGCAGCUACUUUACGCCAAGAUCGUGUCGGGAGCAGCUGGAGGACGAGAUCAUUAACAAAGCUGGUAGGAUACCAGCUUUCCACAAGAAGAAUGUAAAGGCAAAUCUGGAGAAGAUCUUCAGAGAAGAUCGCCAUUGUGCUUCCUGUCUAUCAUACCUCAUGACCGGGGAUAAAAGAAAGAAUGGAAGAAUGAUGUGGAAGCAGCUGGCAUACUGGAGAAGAGCAGUGAGGAAAGACAAAUACUUGAGUGAAAAUUCCACUUAUUGUUAGCCUCCCAAAACUACGGCCUGUGUGGCCAUAAAAAGACGACUAACAGGGUAAUCCAUUUGUUAGCUGCUUCCUGUUAAUCUUUUUCUGUUGGAUUGUGAAGAUCAGCUUUAGAAAAUUUCUGCUGUGUACAGUUGAAACCAGAAAUUUACAUACACUUGCAUGUCGACCUUCAGUAACAUAAUCCAUGCGGAGCGAAGAAACCUAUGUAAAACUACAAUUAGCUAAAAACCCAAAGCUAGCUAAAAUGUUGACUAUAGCAUCUAAGCCUAGCACUAGCAUGGCGACUACAAAAACAUACUUCAUGCAGUACAGAAAAACCAACGUUAAAGCUCAAAUUAGUUAAAAUGAUAUUAGCUUAAAGGGUAUCAUAAUUAAGUUGGUUUUUGCUAGCAUAAUAGCUGACGAUGCUAAUUUUAAUACAUCAUCUAACCAUAGCACAUUAGCAACCAAUAAUCUGCUGGAUGUGAAAUGCUUAAACAGCCUGUAUACCAGGUUAUUAGUCCAAGGUGUUAAACUCUACAAAAGGUAUUUACUUGUCCAACCUCAAAAUGGCCACUGCCUUGUCUCCCCCCUGACAGCUCUGAAACUGGAUGUUUCAUUGUAAUUUCUUAGACAGGAACUGAAACUUCAAGUGUAAAACACAAACGACAUUUUAUAUUGUAAUUCUCAAUGCUGCCACAGGAGGGGGCUGUUCCUGUUGUAUUCAUGUCUAACUGUGCUAAUCUAAUAAUGUUAAUCUACCGUCUUUGUUAUUUUAUAUGUCAGAGGUGCUAUACAAAUUAAAUUUUACUUACUCCAAAGUAUUUCUUGUUUUCAACAGGCAAGAGUUCAGGUUUACAGCUAAAUUUUAGUUUUUGCUUGUCUUGCUUUCUUUUUCUCGUCUCACUGUACAAUUGUUUUGAACAAUUCAGUGGCUGUGAUUGGGAACCGAUUAUUUUUUUAGUGUUUUUGUUUUUGAUACCAUCACCAUCCAAAUCCUACUCUGUAUCUGUUCUAUGUGUAUGACUUGUAACAUUUGAUCCUUUUUCGGCAUUGAAGCUUGUUUUUAUGUAUAACCAAAUCUCCUUUCUCAAGACGGGCUAAUUAAAUUAUAACUUGUAAAGUUUAACCACUUUUAGUUUUGUCAUGUGCUGGACGGUUGGCUGAGAUCAAACAAGUAGAUAGAAAUGAAUAUCUGGGAAGAAUCAUAACUUAAACAUAACACUUAAAGCACCAGGGUUUAUAUAGAAAAAAUAUUCAGAUUUAUUUUUGUGGUUUUAAAGGCUCUACAUUGAAGAAGGUGAGAAUUAGGCAUAACUUUCUGUUUUUCUAUAUGUUCUGCGCUCCCACACACACAGAGCUGUCAGCCACU
Molecule: messenger RNA, 2498 nt
Organism: Poecilia reticulata (guppy)
Lineage: Eukaryota; Metazoa; Chordata; Actinopteri; Cyprinodontiformes; Poeciliidae
Source: RefSeq, a predicted model, not a curated record